Cooperia oncophora is the source of this 2493-nucleotide messenger RNA. NCBI's taxonomy places the organism in Eukaryota, Metazoa, Nematoda, Chromadorea, Rhabditida, Trichostrongylidae. The record is from the annotation of a GenBank genome assembly.
AUGCGUAAACGCAGCACUUCUUCCUUGCGAACUGCUGCAACUGCAGCCAUCGCUCCUCAUCGUAUUCCGCUGUUCCGCACAAUGUACAUCGUAGCUGGCACGAUGAUAUUCUUUUUCUUAAAUCUUUAUUUUAUCUAUAUGUAUGUGCAACAUCAGGCGGAGGAUACGCUCGAAAGGACAGUAGAAGCGCAGCAUCGAUUGCAGCGAGAGGAACAACCCAUUUUGCCUCAGGCAGGUGUUCCGCCUAGAAACAACUUGUACUCAUGUAAUAUCACUGAGCCACUGGCUCUCAGUGCUCUCGAGCGGGCCAAGACGGAAUCCUGCAUUAGAAAGAUUACCGAUGCUGCAUGUCGAUUAAAAAAUGGCGCGUUCCAUGACCAAUUCCCUGAAAGUCAAUGUGGAAACCACGAUCGUUCGCUGGUCAAUAGACGAGUUGGAUGUUUCGAAGAUUACAAGAAUAACCGAAGCCUAAACGGAUUUUCAUACGAGUUCAAGAGCGAUAACUCCCCAGAGAAAUGCCGCUCUUUCUGCUAUCGGGCCGGUUUUGUUUAUUACGGGUUGGAGUUUGGUCGAGAGUGUUUUUGUGGAGACUCCAUAUCAACCAAGAGAGAUGUUUGGAAUACAAAUGCAGCGGAAAUAUUUUCUCAAUAUUGCGGAGGAUUCAAUGCUGUUGAGGUCUUUCAUACGGGAUUCAAAAGACCUCAUUCAAUGCCCAAAGCGGUUUUUGAGACAGGUUCUGAUGAUAACCUGAAGAGACCUCGUAUACUGUUUUUACUGCAACUGAACGGCAGAAAUGAGCGACAGGUAAAAAGGCUUCUCAAAGCGCUUUAUUCUCCUUUCCAUUACUACUACAUCCACGUUGACAAACGCCAGCUCUAUAUGCUCACAGAAAUGAAAGCUGUCGCUGCGAAGCUGUCGAAUGUGUUUGUGUCACCAGAUGCUCACAGCACUAUUUGGGGUGGUGCAUCUUUGCUGACCAUGGUACAAGAUACUAUUCGUCGUUCUAUCGCCACACCGUCGCUUUCUGAUUGGGAUUACCUCAUAAACUUGUCCGAAAGUGAUUUUCCUGUUAUGACCCUUCAAGAGUUUGAAACGCAGCUUCGCGCGAAUCCAGGGAAGUCUUAUAUGAGUAGCCAUGGAUAUAACACAGGCAGGUUUAUCCAAAAACAGGGAUUCGACUUCAUCUUCGUAGAGUGCGAGAACCGCAUGUGGAGGAUCGGCAGGAGAGGCGAAUUUCCACGCAAUCUUCGCGUCGAUGGCGGUUCUGACUGGAUAGUUCUUCAUAGAGAAUUCGCAGAAUACUCCAUAUCUGACGAUGAGCUACCUGCUAAAUUACGAGCUUUGUUUGCCAGCAUUAUCCUGCCAGUAGAGAGCUUUUUUCACACGCUCUCGUACAAUUCCCGUUUCUGUGAAAGUAUCUUAGGCAGCAAUUUACGCCUUACAAACUGGAACAGGAAACAAGGAUGCAGAUGUGAGAGUCUGAAGAAAGUGGUCGACUGGUGUGGCUGUUCCCCGCUAGUGUUCACAAAGGAGCACACUUACAAAUUUGCUGUAAAGAAUGCAAUAGCGAAACCAUUCUAUUUUGCAAGGAAAUUUGAGAGUUUGGUGGAUAUCGAUGCUAUUGCUUUAGCAGAACAGCAGGCUGUGCGAGAUAGAUAUCAUCCGAAUGUAAACGAUGUAAUGUUCAACGUUACUUUUGUGAAUCAUUACAAAGCUGAUAUUGACGGAUACUCUGUGCCGUUUUCACUGAUGGCUGAAUCACUGCUUUCUAUGCACUCAGACAAAGCAGAGUUCAUCUCUCUGUCUAGGAUAGACGUUGUGAAAAUGCACUCUUCUGCUCCACAUCAGAUGAUCUUCACGAUACAGACCGCUUCGUCUGCCGUCCCAUUACAACUUCUGGUUGAACGGAAGAUGGUGUCGAAUAUUAUAUCUCCUGCCAUUACAGAUGGGUUCAAGCUCGAGGUUAUUAUGGCUGGAAUAGAUAUCGAUCACAAGGAGGAGUUUUUCCGAGGAAUCACUGCCUACGCUGACCUGAAGUCUUCACCUACUGUGGCUCUUCGUUGGAGUCGCGUCCCCGGCUUGUCGACUACCGUCAAUGAGACAAAAACCAGUCCUCCUGUACGAUUUAUAUGGCGUGGUCCGAAUCAGAAAGCAAUUGCCACUCAGAAGCUUCGAUCGUACGAUUCAAUUCGUGGAAUGCAGUUCGCUUCAUUGAAUUUACAAAAACUCAACGCCACUAAUCUCAUGCCGGGAAUGUGGAACGUCGUCGUUCAAACCAGUGUUGAAGGGUCGUCGGAGAUCCUCGGAAGUGUGUGGUUUCCGAUCUAUUCGACAGAGGAUGGUGCUUUAUUCCGGUCUCUUGUUCGUGACUUUUUCAUUAUCAAAGAUAGCUGUAGCAUAGACUGCACUUCUACAACAUGGAGUACUUUUCAUCCUGAUCCAAAAUCAGACAUUUUAGUUGGAUACGAUAAGGUUGUUCAGACCCUAGUAUGA